This is a messenger RNA of Olea europaea var. sylvestris, 486 nucleotides long. Its product is annotated as NAC domain-containing protein 19-like. The transcript has 2 exons. Lineage: Eukaryota; Viridiplantae; Streptophyta; Magnoliopsida; Lamiales; Oleaceae. The record is from RefSeq and is a predicted model, not a curated record. Gene Ontology annotation, molecular function: DNA binding. The coding region runs from base 14 to 409 and encodes 131 amino acids. Gene Ontology annotation, biological process: regulation of DNA-templated transcription.
UGGGCAGACAACAAUGAAAAUUUGGUACUUGUUUACAAUAAGGGGUAGAAAAUACCAGAAUAAGAAAAUAAGUUUAUCUACAAUUGAUGGGUAUUGGCAAGCAGAGGGAGACGAUGAAAGAGUCGAAGAAAAUGGUGAAACUGUUGGAUUUCAAAAGACAUUUAAAUUCUACAAGGGAAAACCUGAAAGCAGUACUGAUACAUGUUGGAUUAUGCAUGAAUUUAGAGCUAUUGAUCCUCUUCCCCCGAAAUACAGUCAUGUUGAAGGACAAACCAAGUUGGAGAAGGAUUGGGUUUUGUGCAAAAUAUGCAACACUGAGGUCGAUCCAGAAGCAGGCGAAACGGUUGAACACUCAGAUUCGGUCUCGGAUUAUGUCUCAGAAGAAGAUGAGGAAGAAGUAGCUCCAUGAGGAAGAAUAUCUGGGAUGUUUAUUUGAUGUCUGUUUGCUGUUUAAGUUUUUAAAUAAAAGAUUUUAAUAUUUCCUCU